AUGAUAGACUCAACUAUGAAUACCAAUAUUCCUCCAAAAUUAACAACAGUAAUAGCUGAUAAUAAGGUAACUGCAACUGAAGUAGAAAGUGUAACGAAAAGAGUUGCAUCUGAUCAAUUGGAAGGUCAGGUAAAGAAGGAUAUGGUUGAUCAUUCUUUAUGCGAAGAACGAGUUCCGAGUGUUGUUACAAAAUCUAUUGCUCAACCAAAAUUCAUUAGCGCCUCGGAGACAGCUGCCAACGCUCGUGCAAGUGUUCAAACGACGUUCGAAAUUUCUGAUGAAGAAUUGUUAGAAAUGGCUCUCAAGUUUGAAAUAGAACAUCCUCAAUAG
Messenger RNA from Rotaria sp. Silwood2, 330 nucleotides. The record is from the annotation of a GenBank genome assembly. Lineage: Eukaryota; Metazoa; Rotifera; Eurotatoria; Philodinida; Philodinidae.